AUGCUUGCCAUUGUGGAUGACAUCAAGAAGAAGUGCUGCUAUGUGGCCCUUGAUUUCAAGGCGGAGUGGAACCGUCCCAAGAAAGAAUACAUGAUGGACUACCAGCUGCCGGACGGCCAGACCAUUCAAUUGGGAAAGGAGAGAUUCCAGUGCCCGGAAAUGUUAUUCCAUCCUCCGCAGAUGCCAGGGCUUUCUGUCUUCGGAGUCCCCGGCAUGGCCCUAAAAAGCUUGCAGAAGGUGCCAGAAACCUGCCGGAAAGAGAUGUAUGAAAACAUCCUUCUGUGCGGAGGCUCUUCUGGGUUUGAAGGGUUCGAGAAGAGGUUCACCCACGACCUCUUGGCCAGCCUGCCCUCCAACACGAAAGUAAACGUCACAGCCGUGCCGCUCCGGAAAUACUCCGUCUGGACUGGGGGAUCCAUCCUCGCGUCUCUGAAUAACUUUCAACCCUGCUGGAUCCGGAAAGAGCAAUAUCAGGAACACGGGCCAUAUAUUGUCCACCGGAAGUGCUACUGAACUUGGGGGAGUUGGAUUCUCACCAAGCCAUCCACAAAGGGGGAAAGGUAUCAAAACAAAAUAAAUCCAUGUGUUUGCA
This is a messenger RNA of Pogona vitticeps (central bearded dragon), 592 nucleotides long. RefSeq names its product actin-like protein 9. Lineage: Eukaryota; Metazoa; Chordata; Lepidosauria; Squamata; Agamidae. The record is from RefSeq and is a predicted model, not a curated record.